Messenger RNA from Anguilla anguilla (European eel), 3091 nucleotides. RefSeq names its product Kell metallo-endopeptidase (Kell blood group) (gene kel). Gene Ontology annotation, cellular component: plasma membrane. NCBI's taxonomy places the organism in Eukaryota, Metazoa, Chordata, Actinopteri, Anguilliformes, Anguillidae. The record is from RefSeq and is a predicted model, not a curated record. Gene Ontology annotation, molecular function: metalloendopeptidase activity. The coding region runs from base 153 to 2420 and encodes 755 amino acids. The transcript has 18 exons. Gene Ontology annotation, biological process: protein processing.
AGGGGAGAUAGGGGACGGAGGUGACAGCUGACAGAGGGAGAGAUAGAGGGAGAGGGCCUAUUAGUGACAGAGGGAGGAAUGAGGUAACCAAAACAGAUACGAACGGAGCAAAACACAGAGACGGACCAAAAGGCACACAGAGAAAGAAGAGAAUGAUUGACAACCAACCACCGUCUCAGCCAGAGUCUGCCCAGCUGAAGCCCUGUCGCUGGUGGCGAUCUCGCCGAAUCCUGCUGGCGCUCGUCUGCUCCUCCCUCGUUUACGUACUGCUGGGCCUCGGGCUCUUUUAUUACGCCCGUUCGAAGACAGGCGGCCCACCGGGAAAGCCACGGCGAGCCCCGCCCCCCUGUCUCUCCCCCGACUGCCUGAAGGCCGCGGCGCGACUGUCGGCCGCGGCGGAUCCCUUCGCCCAGCCCUGUGACUACUUCCUGGCCAGCUGCAGGGCGGAGGGCCCCGCGGCGGCCACCAGAGGGAGACAGAGAGGAGAGGAGCUCGCCCAGGGGAAGGCGGGUCUGGACGAGCGGGCACCUGGGAAUGAAAGGCGAGGGGGAGUAGUAAAUUUGGACAAAGUGACAGAUGGACAACCAAAUGCGGAGACUCUUCCAGACAGGUUAGCAGACAAACAGACAGCUCUGCUACAAGUACUAAGAGACAUUUUGGAAUCCCCAGACAGGCCAAGCUCGGCGAACUCAGCGGAGCAGAAAGUGCGCAGGUUUUACCGCAGCUGUAUGGACACGGGAACCAUAGAGAAAGCUGGGCCACAACCGGCUCUGAAGCUCAUAGAGAAGCUUGGGGGCUGGGCUGUGUCUGGAAAGUGGAAUCGCACCGACUUCAACGUCAUACUCUCUCUCCUGAUGAAAGAAUACGCCACUUUUCCAUUCUUCAGUGUUUAUGUUGGCAAGAAUCCCAAUGACAGUGACUCUAGUGGCCACAGGAAGUACAUACAGAUAGAUCAACCAGAGUUUCACAUUCCUGUGGAAUGGGACAGCAAGAAACAGAAAUCUACAGUGAAUGUCCCGACUGUGCUCCAGCUCCUCUCUUUCCAUCUCCAGUUGCUGGUUCUUUUGGGCGUGCCGUCCAGCAGCACUAAUCUGCACACGGGCAUGUUCCUACAGCUGAUGUCUGAGCUGACCCUGGCCGCCUCCCCCCUGACGCACCGCCUGCAGCAGCAGCUGCUGUACCAGCGCAUGACCUUGAAGGAGCUGCAGGCUGCUGCCCCUGACAUUGAUUGGCUAGGCUGUCUGCGGGCGACCUUUCACCCCAUCCCUGUCAACCAGUCUGAUGUUGUCCUCCUCCACAACCUGCCGUACAUCAUACACAUGUCCAAGACCAUCAGCAAAUGGCAACGCAAUCCAGAAAUGACUGGCAGUGGCCCACUCCACACCUUUAUGAUCCUCAGCCUCUUACACAAGGUCAUACCAGCUUUAAACUCUGAGUUUGCUGAAAUACAAAGAAAUCUGUCUGUCGGGCUUGGAGACAGAUUGGAUGUCAUCCCCCACUGGAAGAAGUGCAUUUUGGAGACAGAGAAAGGGUUUGACACUGUGCUCACCGCCUUGCUGAAAGAAAGAGUGGGAGAAAAAGAGGCAGAGGAGUUUAUAGAAAACAUAUAUUCCUCCCUGAAGUCCAGGUUAUCCAUGCUUAAAUGGAGAGAUGAGGAGCUGCACUCUUCUAUUCUGAACAGGGUUGGAUCUCUUACUCCAAGACUUUCAAUUAACAAAGAAAUUCUAAGUCAAGAAAAAAUAGACCAGCAGUAUUCAGAGGUGGCAGUCAGUGAAGAUGAUUACUUCUCCAACUAUCUACAGACUCUCUCUCUUCAGCAGAAGAGAAGGACCAAACUUUUCUCUCAGACGACAGCACUUGAUAUCUUGUCACUCACGCCAUCGUUUUCCAGUGAGGAGAUAAAUGUUCCUUUGGGAAUGUUUGUUCCUCCUGCCUUCCAUCCCUCCUACCCCAGGGCUGUCAAUUAUGGAAUAUUGGGGACCUUGAUGGCCAAAGAAAUUCUGUACCUCCUCCUGCCCGACAUUCAGUCCCUGAGUGAGGCCCCGAAAAAAGUCAGCGACUGCGUGUGGGCACACUAUCUCCAUCUGACCAAGAGCGCGCGCAGGACAGACCCUCCCCCACUCACUCCCGCACAGCAGCAAGCCAUAUGGGUUCAGCACACUGCACUCCAUGUUGCGCUGCAGGCAUAUGAACAGAGUUUGCUCAAGUACCAUGGUGACACCUCUCUUUCUAGCCUGUCUUACACCCAUCUGUUCCUCGCCUCCUUCGCACAGAAUAAUUGCAACUCUGAUCCAGUCAAAGAACGCUUGCCCUUUGAGCCUUUCUUCCUGGUAACUGUCAUCUGCAUGAACUCUGACCUUUGCCCACAGCCAAUGACUUGCUCCCACAAUUCCCACAAAGGUUUCUUACAAAAGUGCUGAUGUUCAGCCGAUAAAAUAAUGUCUUCUGUAAAUAUAUACUGGGAUGCCACUAAUGUGGUUAAAAAUGGUAAUGGCUGGAUGCCUGGAUUGACAGGGCAGAAUAAUAGCGAUGUCAUCACUAUAUUUUUUAGGGGCCAAGUGCCAUAUCUUUUCAUGGCGCUCAGAUGUCCUGAUGGCAUCCCUGCAUAUAUCAUGACUGGGAUAGGUUUCCCUUGAGUGCUUGCCUACAACUGUGGUAUGAGUGUGGUUAUGAUGUGCCAGGCAGUGUGUGAGUGUGAGUUUUAUGAGUCUUUUAGUGUCUGAGUGCGGUUAUAAGUCUGUUAACAUCUACAUUCUACCAAUGAUCUGAGUGCAGUAUUAUGAGGCUUAUUUAAACUGUAUGGCAGUUAGAUGUCUUUAGAGAAAGUGUGUGCCUAUGUAAACAGAAAGCAAGAGAAGAAAAAAUGACUAUAUUUGUCUAUGCCAUAGACGCCUUAGAAUUGUGAUAGAUAUAUUAUAAUACAUUUGUGCAGGUAUGUAUAUUAACAUCAAUAUGUUUAUGGUCUCUCCAGGUUAGUUUUGUUUUGCUUAAAAGUGAGACUAGCUAUCUAUGGGCUUGUAUAGAAACUUCUGGACUGUGGCUCAUUAAAAUGUUAAAAUUAUAUUAUAUGCAUUUCAAAAAUAUGUUUUAU